Messenger RNA from Gamsiella multidivaricata, 1770 nucleotides. RefSeq names its product P-loop containing nucleoside triphosphate hydrolase protein. The record is from RefSeq and is a predicted model, not a curated record. Gene Ontology annotation, cellular component: nucleolus. The transcript has 4 exons. Gene Ontology annotation, molecular function: nucleic acid binding; RNA helicase activity; ATP binding. Bases 1 to 1770 code for a protein of 589 amino acids. Gene Ontology annotation, biological process: maturation of LSU-rRNA from tricistronic rRNA transcript (SSU-rRNA, 5.8S rRNA, LSU-rRNA). NCBI's taxonomy places the organism in Eukaryota, Fungi, Mortierellomycota, Mortierellomycetes, Mortierellales, Mortierellaceae.
AUGAACGGACAUAGCACCAACAACAACAACAACAACAAGCGCAAGAGAGAGGAGAAGCUCCUGGAGAAGACUAGCAAGAAGGUCAAGGAAGAGUCUGAAGAGGAAGACGAGGAGGACGAGGAGGACGAGGAGCAGGACGAGGAGAAUGGCGAUGGCGGCGAUGAGGAUGAGGAUGAUGGUGAGGACAACGAAGAGGAAGAGGAGGACGUCAAGGAGAGCGAAGAGAGGCAAGAGGAUUUGCCCUCAAUCGACUUUUCCGCCAACGAGGAGGCCGCUGCCACGACUGCUGGUGGCAAAAAGAUCAACUACGAGUUCGCCUCGCUCGACUUGUGCGAGCCCUCAAAGAAGGCGAUCGUCGACAUUGGAUUCGCGAAGAUGACUGAGGUCCAGGCACGCACCAUCCCACCACUGCUGGCUGGUCGCGAUGUCCUUGGUGCUGCAAAGACAGGAUCGGGAAAGACCAUCGCCUUCUUGGUCCCUGCCGUGGAAUUGCUCUACAAACUCAAGUUCAAGCCUCGCAACGGUACUGGUGUGAUUAUCAUUUCGCCUACCCGUGAGUUGGCCCUUCAGAUCUUUGGUGUUGCCAAGGACCUUCUCAAGUACCACAACCAAACUUUCGGCAUUGUCAUUGGAGGCGCUAACCGCAAGGCUGAGGCUGACAAGCUGGCCAAGGGCGUCAAUCUCUUGGUAGCCACCCCUGGACGUCUUCUCGAUCAUCUUCAGAAUACCAAGGGCUUUGUGUUCAAAAAUUUGAAGGCGUUGGUCAUUGACGAGGCAGACCGUAUUUUGGAGUGCGGUUUCGAGGACGAAAUGAAGCAGAUCAUCAAGCUCCUGCCCAAGGAGGGCCGUCAGACGAUGCUCUUCUCUGCAACACAAACAACCAAGGUCACAGAUCUGGCCCGUAUCUCGCUCAAGGCCGGACCAUUGUACAUCAACGUCGAUGAGAAGAAAGAGACUGCAACAGCCGACGGACUUGAGCAAGGAUAUGUCAUCUGCGAAAGCGACAAACGGUUUUUGCUUUUGUUCACGUUCCUGAAGAAGAAUCUGAAAAAGAAAGUUAUUGUCUUUUUCUCGUCCUGUAACUCUGUGAAAUACCACGCUGAGCUCCUCAACUACAUUGAUAUCCCCGUCCUGGACCUGCACGGACGUCAGAAGCAGCAGAAACGGACGUCCACCUUCUUUGAAUUCAUCAACGCCCCCACGGGUAUCCUCCUCUGCACGGACGUUGCUGCCCGUGGUCUUGAUAUCCCUGCAGUCGAUUGGAUCAUCCAGUUCGAUCCCCCAGAUGAUCCCCGCGAUUACAUCCACCGUGUCGGUCGUACAGCUCGUGCGGGUACCACGGGCAAAUCCCUUCUCUUCCUUUUGCCCUCGGAAGUCGGUUUCCUCCGGUUCCUGAAGCAUGCCAAGGUCCCGCUGAACGAAUACCAGUUCCCGACCAGCAAGAUCUCGAACGUCCAGAGUCAGCUCGAGAAGUUGGUCGAGAAGAACUACUACCUCAAUAAGUCCGCGAGAGAUGGAUACAGGAGUUACCUUCAGAGUUACGCGUCCUACGCACAAAAGGGAACCUUUGACGUCAACAAGCUAGACCUAGUCAAGGUUGCCAAGGCAUUCGGAUUCUCGGUCCCGCCAAAGGUCAACAUCUCGGUGGGGUCCGUCAAGGGACAGACUACGAACAAGAAGGCCUACGUCGUUGGAGAGAAGAAGACGCACAACCAUCCUAGCAGCGGUCGACGACCCAAUGGCGAUGGUGGACGUCAGUUUGCACGAUAA